AGGGCAGCGCUCGGGCGGCGGUGCUGCUGUGAUUCGGGGGGACUUUGCGUAGCCUGUGAGUCAGUAUUUUGAGUCAUCGUGUCGGUAAGGAGACUGGAGAGAGGCCUUGGCGGUGGUGGGGAUGCGCAAAUGUGUUAGUUAGUUAAGUUAGCUAAGGCUACAAAUAGAAAACUGGUAGCGCUAGCUGGUAGCUAAUGCUCCUGUUGUUGGUGGAGAGCGUGCUGAGAGACUGGAGCCCAGUGCCGCUGUGUUUAGCUAGGCUAGCUAAGCUGCUGUGGAAGGCAGCUUGUUUUUAUUAGCUAGCUUUAGCAGCCUGGCCAUUUUCAGCGGGGCGUAUGCAGGAACGGCGUGUACGCAACUUCGUGUGCGUUGGUCUCGUGAAAGCGUACAUAGCUAACACGUUGGUUGCGCAAGCUUGUGUGAGCGCGGUGGCGUUACCGCGUGAAAUCUCACGUGUCUGUUUCGGGAAUGCGGAGACGGGGAGACUCUACGUAGUUUUCUGCAGGAAUAAUGCGCAGGCUAGCGUUAGCUGGCGUAACGUUAGCUGUGUGUACGGUGUAACUAGCUAGUCGUUUGUAAUAAAGCUGGUUAGGAUACCUUAACUAGCUAGCGUUAUUGUUUCGUUUAUUUUUAGAGGUAACAGUUAAUAUUUAGACACUUUAGUAUUUUUACGUAUAUAGUAAGCUAACUAGAGAGCGUAGCUAACUAGUUAACUAGCUAAGCUAACUAUAAUUCUCGCCGUGCUGUGUGUGACAGGUCAGGGGACGUCAGGUUCGUAUUCUCAAAACCGUUAAGCGCAAAGACGUACGCUCGCAGCGUAGCCCGGCUAACUAUAACGUUAGCCAGCCGCUUUGGUGCGGGUCGGAUAGCAUAGCCCUGUUUUUUUCCAGGCAAAAGAGAGGACACGCAGCGAGGUUAUAGCAGUUUUAACACCUUUUCCUGACGCGUAACAUCGUUUUUGUCGCAGCCAGCUUCCCAUAUUUUGGAAGUAAGUUGAGAGAGAUGAACGGCGAGGCCAGAAACGCCGCCGAGGCUUCAAAAUAAGGAGUCCGAGCUGCGCCGAGUCGCCAUUUUGUGCGCUUGCCCCGGAGGACUGGAGAAACGUCGUUUUCGCCCUUAUUGGGGACACAAAAAGACUAAUUAACCCCCACUUCGCGUCCACUUUCACCUCAAGACUGCGUUUGAGCUUAAAGUCAUCGCCCAUUUUUGAGCGUGCGAGAUAGUGAAGAUCCCGCCGUCCUGCUUCAGAUCUGCUGACGUUUCUCUGUGUCUGGCGAGAGCAGCUCCUCUGCUGAGUGCUGCUGGGGAUGAUGUGCGCUCUCAGAUAGGGAGGGGAGGGACUCUACGCACGAGAGCUUAAACUAGAUCCUGGCGAGGAGUGCAAUGGAAUUGGAGGUGCUCUCUCUGUGGAGCCGGCACCUGGCUCGAAACUGAACGAUUGGUGUCCCGCGGCGUCUACUCCCGCCCCUGCCCCUGCGCCUGCGCUCCACCCUGCAAGCAUGGGGGACGGCCUGGAUGCUGCGCAGAUGUCUGGGAGCAGCAGCAGUCAGGGGCAGCCCUCGUCCCAGCCCCCUGGUUCUCUGAACCCUCCACCCCCGGAGAUCGCCAACCCCUCCCGGCCAAAGCGCCAGACCAACCAGCUGCAGUACCUGCUGAAGGUGGUGUUGAAGACCUUGUGGAAGCACCAGUUCUCAUGGCCUUUCCAGGCUCCUGUAGAUGCCAUCAAGCUCAACUUGCCUGACUAUUACAAGAUUAUUAAGAACCCUAUGGACAUGGGAACAAUCAAGAAACGGCUAGAGAACAGUUACUACCUGAAUGCCCAAGAAUGUAUUCAAGACUUCAACACCAUGUUUACCAACUGCUACAUUUACAAUAAGGCUGGGGAUGACAUAGUCUUAAUGGCUGAGGCACUGGAGAAACUGUUCCUACAGAAGAUUUCAGAAAUGCCUCAGGAGGAGACUGAGAUAACAGUCAUGACUCCCAAGGGUCGCGGCCGGGGCAGAAGAAACGAUGCAGGACUGAACUUGAAACCUGGCCCUGUCUUGGAUUCUCCGUCCACGACUCCUCAAACACGUGGCCUUUCUAGUCUUGGACAAGGGCCACAGACUAGAGCACCAGUCCAGGGGCCCCCUUCUCUGCCCCCACAAUCAGCCGUGCCUGCUGUGCCCCCUCGAGUGCCCCCUACUAUUCCUUCCCACGCGCCACCCCUCGGAGCCCCCUUUUCGCUGCCACCUUCUGACUGCAAUCCUCAAGCCCCCGUCUUGACGCCUCUACCCCAAGUCCAGACUGCGCUGCCACCCAUGCCCAUUCAGCAGAACACGGCUCCAGUUCUUCCCAAUGUAUUGUCUAAAGUAUGUGAAGUUGGACUGGAGAAGUUGCACCAGCAAAGCAGUACAACCACGUUAAAAAAAACACAGAGAAAGAGCCAAAAGAGGAAAGCGGACACCACAACGCCAACGGCCAACGACCAACUAAGUGAAUCUUCUCCAGCAGAGUCCAAGUCAGGGAAGACUCUGCCGCGGCGAGAGAGUGUUCGACCACCUAAACUCCCGAAGAAAGAGGCACCGGACUCCCAGCACCAUGUGAACUACGUAGUCCCUGCCGGUGCCCACAGCCCAAAACAGCAAGAGCAACUGCGCUACUGUUUGGGCAUUGUGAAGGAGAUGUUUGCGAAGAAGCAUGCAGCAUAUGCAUGGCCUUUCUACAAACCAGUGGACGUGGAUGCUUUGGGACUGCAUGACUAUCAUGACAUCAUCAAACAUCCAAUGGACCUUACCAGUAUCAAGGAGAAGCUGGAAAACAGGCAGUACAGAGAUGCGCAAGAGUUUGCUGCAGAUGUGCGGUUAAUGUUUUCCAACUGCUACAAGUACAACCCUCCCGACCAUGAGGUGGUGGCAAUGGCUCGCAAGCUGCAGGAUGUGUUUGAGAUGCGUUUUGCUAAAAUGCCAGAUGAGCCCGAGGAGACCUUCACCCCAGCUCCUGCCCCUGUGCCUCAUCCCACUGUCCCUGUGAAGACCCAGCCACCCAUUCCUGCCCCUUCAUCCUCCGACAGCUCCAGUGACUCCUCCUCAGAGUCUGAAUCCUCCACAGAUGAUUCAGAAGAGGAAAGGGCACAGAGGCUGGCUGAGCUGAAAGAACAGCUUAAGGCGGUCCAUGAGCAGCUGGCAGCCCUUUCUCAGCCCCAGACCAGCAAACCAAAGAAGAAAGAGAAGGAAAAGAAGGAGAAGAAGAAGGAUAAGCACAAAAAGAAAGGAGCCAUGCCUGGACUGGAGGAGAUCCUCGAGCCACCUCCUGCUCUCCAGCCACAGAAGAAAAGCAAGAACAACAAAGACCCUGUGCCCAAGAAGACCAAGAAACCCAACAGUAAAAAGGAGGGGUUGAAGAACAACCGCUCCAUGCCACCGCAGGGCCCUGUGCCCCCCAUCCUGCAGCCUGUUUCGGCCCUGGACUCUGUGGAAGAUCUGGGAGGAGGAGCGGGACCUGCAGGCGUAGCACCAACGGAAAAGAGCAAGCCCAUGUCGUAUGAGGAGAAGAGGCAGUUGAGUCUGGACAUCAAUAAGUUGCCUGGGGAUAAGCUGGGUCGCGUGGUCCAUAUCAUUCAGUCUCGUGAACCAUCGCUCAAAAACUCCAACCCAGAUGAGAUCGAGAUUGACUUUGAGACACUGAAACCUUCCACGCUUCGGGAACUGGAAAGAUACGUCUCGUCUUGCCUCCGCAAGAAGAAAAAGCCUCCAGUUGCAGAGAAGACCAUGGAGGCUAUGACUGCUGCUAAGACAAAAGGCUCAUCCUCAGACUCGGGCAGCAGUAGUGAGUCUAGCUCGUCAGACAGUGAAGACUCCGAGUCAGGAAUGGCUUCCAAACCGAAGAAGAGGGGUCACGCCACAAAGGAGGGAAAGAAAUCCCAGCAUCAGGCAAUGCCUCCAGGCAUGCCCCAACCCCAGGUGCACCUCCAGCCCCAGGCUCCAGCACAUCAGCCCACAGCCCAGAUAAAACAGCAGCCGCAACAUCCGUCUCCAGCUACGUACAUGGCUCCCCCCGUCACAGCGCUGGAGUCCUCCCAGUUGCUGGAAAACACAUUUGACUCUCUACCACACUUUGGGCAACCCCUCAUGCACCUCUCCCACAACAAUGACUCGUCUUCUCCCGCCCCACCCCACCUAAAUGCUCAUCCAGCAGGUGGCCCUGGCUCACCUGAGACGCACCCAUUUCUAAACCAGCACCCCAUCCUCACCUCCCCAGCACUGCACAAUGCUAUGCCUCAGCAGCCUUCAAGACCCAGUAACAGGGCUCUGUCGCUACCUCCCAAACCUCCUCAGCCGACAACGACGCCCCAGCCGCCUUCGCAACAACCGCAGCAGCCGCAGCAGCACCCACCCCAACAGCCACUGCAGCUUCCGUCACAGCAAGCCCCGCAAUCACAGCACCACCUUCCUCCCCAUCUCCUGCACCCACCACAGCCUAUUCGACAGAGACCCCUGUCCCCUCCUACGCUCACCCCUCAGGGCCUGCUGUCCUCGCAGCCACCACAGAUGUUGCUGGAGGAUGACGAGGAGCCCGUGCCCUCUAUGCCUCUAAACCAGGUUCAGCUUUACCUUCAGCAGCUGCAGCAGGGUCGACAGCAGCAGCAGCAGGGCACGGUCAUGCAGGCCCUGCAGGGCCGCCAGCAACAGCAGCCCAGCCAAGCUUCCCUCUUGCAGACGGUGCAGGUUCAGUCGCAGCUGGGUCCACAGACAUCACUUGCUCCACCCCAGCUUCCUGUCCAGACUCAGCCUCAGCCUGCGCCGUCGCAUCAACCCUCACCCCAGAUCCCCCAGCAUCAGCCCAGGCACAUGCAGCACGUCCCCCAAACACAGACCCAGCAGCAGCAGCUCGCUUACUCGCAAGGCCCUGUUCCGACCCAACAGACACAGCAAGUGCAACAUAAAGUGUCCAUGGCUCCCAAUAAAGCACAGCAGCAGAUCAUUCAGCAGCAGCAGCAACAGCAGCAUCCCUCUCCACGUCAACACAAACCCGAUCCAUACAGCGCUGGUCACUUGCGAGAGAACCCCUCUCCUCUUAUGAUGCAUUCCCCUCAAAUCUCACAGUAUACUCCUGUAGUCCACCAGUCGCCACCUCAUAACCUACAGCCCAAAAAAGAACCACCGCAGCGUGGACCUUUGGUCCUUGGGGGUGUAAAGGAGGAAAAGCAGCAACCUCCCUCGCCUGUGAUGCGUAGCGAGUCCUUUAGCCCAGCCAUGCGACCGGAACCACACAAGCAGCCUGAGAGCAAACCACAUUUGCCAUCUCAUGGCCAGCCGAGGCAAGAUAUGAAGCCACUGGAGAGUUCACGCCCCAUCAUCCGCUCCUCAGAGCAGAGCGGCCCACCUCCCUCCAUGCAAGACAAGGACAAAUUCAAACAGGAGCCCAAGACACCUGUAGCUCCUAAAAAGGAUGUGAAACUAAAGAACAUAAGCUCGUGGGCAAGCCUAGCACAGAAGUCCACCUCUACGCCAUCGUCCGCAGUAAAGUCGAGCAGUGACAGCUUCGAGCUGUUCCGCCGGGCAGCACGAGAGAAAGAGGAAAGGGAGAAAGCUCUGAAAGCCCAGGCAGAGCAGGCAGAAAAGGACCGUCAGCGCAGAGAGCAGGAGAAGCAGCGGGGUCGUGAUGAGGAAGACACGAUGGAGCCUGUGCGACGGCCCCACGAGGAGCCGCGGAGGCGUUCGGAGCAGCACCAGGCCCCUCAGCAGCAGCACCAGGCCCCAACACCAGCCCCCAAUCCACAGGCCCAGCCCCCAUCGGCGCCACCGCCUUCGCAGGCCCCCGCCCAGUCCCCAGCUUCCAGCCAGAGCGCACUCGACCAGCAGAGAGAGAUGGCGCGUCGCAGGGAGCAGGAGAGGCGGAGGAGAGAGGCGAUGGCAGCUACCAUUGACAUGAAUUUCCAAAGUGAUUUGAUGGCUAUUUUCGAGGAGAACUUGUUUUAAAAUGCACGAUGAGGCAUAAGAGACUGCAAAACAUGAUGGAUUCCUCUGCAUAGAGAAAAUGGACUGGUAAAGCGCUAAGGGAAUAUAAAGACCCCAACUGACCAUGAGUAACGCUGAAGAGGCAGAGCCGGCACUGGGCAAGCUAUGGCUUCGACAGGGACGCCUGUAGCUCUCCUUCUUGCCUUAGCAGAAAAGAGGGACCCUCAAGCUCGGACAGCAUUGCCUCUCUGCCAUUCCUCCUGGAUUUAAAACCUGUGACGGUAGCAGGACGGAGGGGACGUUCUCAUGGGGCACUCGUGUGAAUCAUUGGGAGCAAACGGAUGGAUGGACUUUCAGUGGAGGAAUAUCUAAUUGAGAACAGUUUAAAUAAUGUACUGAUUACUCGUAGUACGGCGUUCAUCAACUGCCAGAUGUCUUGAGGGGUAUUGCUUUCUAUUCUUUUUUUUUUUUCUUUAUUAUUUUUUUUCUUUCACCUUUUUUUUGUUUUCUUUUUGUUUUUUUUUACUUUAUUGCAAGCAAGCCACAGGAUAGGAUCUUUUGUGACCCAGGUCAAGAUCAGCUGAAGUUGUGUAAUCUCAGGAGAGGAGGUACAGCUUGCCAUAGCCUCUGACCUGUACGCUCAAAACAUCACAGUACAUGAUUAUUCACUGACGGGGGAUAUGAACAAAACAGUGAAACACAAGCAAAAGAAGUGUUAUCACUAGGUUUUUUUUUUCUGUUUUCACUUUUUGUUAUGUAGGAUCUACUGUAAAAAGAUAUUUUCAUAAUGAUUACUGGUUAUAUUUUUUCUUUACUUUUUUUUUUUUUACGCUCUUACAAACACUUACUUAACCCCCUCUGAUGUCUAUGCCAAACAUCCAUUACCUUUUUGUGUUGAAGUCCUAGGCCUGAAAAGCUACAUUUAACGUGUCUUUUUCUUAAUAUAUAAAUAUAUUUUCUUGUUCUCCCCGAAACCGACAUGAAAGUUUAGGUAGCCUUGUAGUAGAUAAACCUAAUAUAUGCAUUAUUCCAACAAUUGUUCAUUGAAGACAGAGUCGAAAUAAGGUAUACACUUUAAAAAAUAAAAAAAACAAACUUCAUCCAUUUCAUUUAAGGUUGCUGCACCUAUCAUACAAGUGGGAAGAAGAGGGGACGGGGUGGGGGGAGUAUCCUUCACUUUUAAGUAUAAUUAUUUGAAAGCAUACAGUAACUAUUUUCUGUGCAUUAUACAUAAUAGAAAGAAGUCACAAGUCGUAUUGUUCGUAACUGGUUCACGCUACUAAAUGCUAGAAAUGACGACAUAAGCACCGGCCGAGCGAGCAGCCGGCUGACUCUGCUCAUCGGGAACGCCGUGGAGACCAUACAGAGCCAGAGCGCACCUCUCACUUUUUUCUUUUUCUUUUUUGUUUUUUCCUUUUAUAAGUAAAUGCAUGGCUCCUGUAUUUUCUUUCGCAGAUCAUUUUCAACCAAUCAGAGGGGACUGUACGCUGUUCUAGGUAAUAACGAUUACAUUAAGAUUUGAAAAGGGGAAAAAAAAUCAAACCGUUCUGAUUUUAUAUCAUUGUUCUUGUUCAAUUAUAGUGGAUGUGAGUUCUAAUUAUGUUAUUUGAGUCGGCAACGGGGAGUGCGGGUGGGCGUGGGCACAGUUCGAGACCUUCCGCAGGGGGUUCUCUGAGUUUUCUCCUAUGGUGUUUUCUCCAGUGCCUGUAUUGUAUUGCGAUUCUAGUUGGCAUAUAUUACGUUCUAGGGAGGGCGAGGGAGGGAGCGAAAGUUGUGGGCGGGAGGUUUAGGGAAGAGCUUGUGUAAAAAGCAAAAAACAAGAAAAAAAAACACACAAAAAAAGACAAAAAAAGGAAAGUCAACAUUUUUAUAUUCUACCCAUUUACAAUAUUCAGGUUUAAUCUAGUUUUAGCUGGACUUCUUAACUUACACCGGACAGUUAAGUUUUUCUUCAUUUUCUUCAACCUGUUUUAAGAGGAUGUCAGAUGUCAGAGCAGCCACAUACUCAUUAUUAUUAUUAUUCGGUGUGUAUGGAUAGUUGAAUGUGUGUGUGUGUGUAUGUGAGUGAGUGAGUGAGUGUGUGUGUAUGUAUGUAUGUAUGUAUGUAUGUAUGCAUCAGUAAGGUCUUUGUAUGGUAUGUGGCACGGUGAAGUGUGUGUAUGUGUGUGUAUGCUCCUUCUGAGAGCUUCCACAGAAACACUUCCCAAGAAUAAGUUGUUUUGCUUACACUUUUUUUUUCUUCUUCCCCUCCCUCAAUGAAGUCCACAUAUAUAAAUAUAUAUAAAAUUUUCUUUUUCAUUAAUUCGGUUUGUAAAAGGUGAACGAAGAUACACUUCAUUCCUUCAAGCCUUUAAAUGUAUUCUUUUGUUUUCCUUGGUAACAGUUGGACAUUUAUGUGCCAUAGAUACGAAUUCUCCAGAGAAUGUGCUGACCUGCAGCUCAGCAGAGAGUUUGCUUUAUUCAGGUAUUUUAUUUUAUUCUCUUUUUUUCUUUUUUUUUUUCUUUUUGGUUUUUGUUUUAAUUUUUUUUUUCUUUUUUGGUUUGUGUUAAACAUUGUACUCGAUUAAUGUUUGGUAUGUGCGUGAGCUAUCGAGGUCAAUGAUUCAAUCUGUUAUGAUCAUGAUAUAAACUCAUCUCUUUUAUAGAAAAUUAAAAGGAAACAAAAAAUGUG
Messenger RNA from Astyanax mexicanus (Mexican tetra), 8610 nucleotides. RefSeq names its product bromodomain containing 4 (gene brd4). The coding region runs from base 1500 to 5960 and encodes 1486 amino acids. Gene Ontology annotation, cellular component: chromatin; nucleus. Lineage: Eukaryota; Metazoa; Chordata; Actinopteri; Characiformes; Acestrorhamphidae. The record is from RefSeq and is a predicted model, not a curated record. The transcript is spliced from 21 exons. Gene Ontology annotation, biological process: chromatin remodeling; positive regulation of transcription elongation by RNA polymerase II.